CGAUCAUUUAAAUAUUUCGAUAUCUAUAUUAUGAUUUUAAUAAUGUUAAAAAGAGGAGUUCAUCGCUAUCAAGGGCAAUUGCUCUAUAAAUCGCCCGGUGCGGUGUCCAUGCGGACCAGCAACCCGACAAAGCGCUAUCACCACCUUCCAGUUUCUUCUCCCAAGGCAAACAUGUACCGCAACCACCAGCACGACGCCACCAGCUCCAGCAUGAUUCCGGCAAAGUGGACGACGGAGGAGAACAAGGCGUUUGAGAAAGCUCUCGUCGACAUGCCAGACGAUACUCCAGACCGUUGGUUUAGGAUCUCAUCCCAGAUCCCCAAUAAGUCGCCGGAAGACGUCCGCCUCCAUUACAUCGCUCUCCUCCACGAUAUCGCCCUCAUAGAUUCCGGCGGAUUUGAUCUCUAUGACGAAGACGAGGAAGAUUCCGGCGGCCGAUCACCGGAGCAGCAUCCGGCGAAGGAUGGGAGGAAGAAAGGGGUUCCUUGGACGGAAGAGGAGCACAGGAGGUUUUUGGAGGGAUUGGAGAGAUUCGGAAGAGGGGAUUGGAGGAAUAUAUCGAGAUGGGCGGUGAGGACGAGGACGCCGACGCAGGUGGCGAGCCACGCGCAGAAGUUUUACUUGAGGCAGACCGUGAAGAAGGAGACCAAGAGGAAGAGUAUUCAUGAUAUCACUACUUGAGACCAACUAGGUCUUGUCAUGUUGUGUGGAGAGAGAUUCAAAAUGUUGUACUAAGUGGUAUAUAUUUUUUAAUAUAUUGUUAUAGAUAUAAUAUUAAAAUAAUAAAUGCAAUUGAUUUUAUGUAAUAAUUUAUCAUUAGAUUUAUAUAGAUAAAAGAGUGGAUGAGGAUGUGAUGUUUUUUUUUUAUGAGUUUGAAU
Messenger RNA from Phalaenopsis equestris, 878 nucleotides. Its product is annotated as transcription factor DIVARICATA-like. The record is from RefSeq and is a predicted model, not a curated record. NCBI's taxonomy places the organism in Eukaryota, Viridiplantae, Streptophyta, Magnoliopsida, Asparagales, Orchidaceae. The transcript is spliced from 2 exons. Gene Ontology annotation, molecular function: DNA binding. Bases 31 to 681 code for a protein of 216 amino acids.